Penicillium nucicola is the source of this 228-nucleotide messenger RNA. RefSeq lists its product as uncharacterized. The coding region runs from base 1 to 228 and encodes 75 amino acids. Lineage: Eukaryota; Fungi; Ascomycota; Eurotiomycetes; Eurotiales; Aspergillaceae. The transcript has a single exon. The record is from RefSeq and is a predicted model, not a curated record.
AUGUCCGCCCCCUACCCCGGCCGCCAAUCUCCCGAUCCGGAGAACCAGUCUGGCGCCCAGCUGAACGACACUCCCGGCACUGGCAAGACAUCUCUGGGCAGCCAUCCCUCAGCCGAGGAUGCGAAGAAGUCGGCUGAUGACUUCAAGUUCCAUGGUCUGACAAGUAACCCGGAGCCUUUGCUGGAAAAGAUUGAGGCGGCGAAGUACGCCAAGGGGAAACAUGAUUAA